UCUCUCUCUCUCUCUCUCUUAUUCUUCUCUUUCACUUCGCCAUUAGAAGAAAAGAUAAACACUUUCAAAUACAACUCUUCCAACAACUCCUUUUUAUUUCGUAAAGGAAACGACGACGUUUACUGUACGAUAUACUCUUUUUCAACCUGCAUUCUUCUCCAAUCAAUUUCCAGAUUUCGAUUAGCCGUCGAGAAAGCCGAGAUCUUAAGGUUACUUUGAAAGUUAAUGCAUUUGUGUGAAUGUUCGUCGUUGUAAAGGUUUCGUUUCCGCCAUGACCACCACCAAGCGCGCUUACAAGCUCCAGGAAUUUGUGGCACAUUCUGCUGCUGUGAACUGUCUUAAGAUUGGGAGGAAGUCAUCUAGGAGUCUUGUAACUGGUGGGGAAGAUCACAAGGUUAAUCUUUGGGCUAUUGGUAAGCCCAAUGCCAUUCUGAGCUUGCAAGGGCACUCGAGUGGGAUUGAUUCAGUAACGUUUGAUGCUUCGGAAAGAUUAGUAGCUGCAGGUGCUGCUAGUGGUACUAUUAAACUUUGGGAUCUCGAGGAGGCAAAGAUUGUCAGGACUCUCACUGGUCACAGGUCGAAUUGCAUAUCAGUUAAUUUUCACCCGUUUGGGGAGUUUUUUGCUUCUGGUUCUCGAGACACGAAUCUUAAGAUAUGGGAUAUAAGAAAGAAGGGCUGCAUCCAUACUUACAAAGGCCACACUCGAGGUGUCAAUGUACUCAGAUUCACCCCUGAUGGUCGCUGGGUUGUAUCUGGAGGAGAAGACAAUGUUGUGAAGGUCUGGGAUUUGACAGCUGGGAAACUGUUGCAUGAGUUCAAGAGUCAUGAAGGGCAAAUUCAGAGUCUGGAUUUCCAUCCCCAUGAAUUUCUUCUGGCAACAGGUUCAGCUGAUAAGACUGUAAAAUUCUGGGACCUUGAAACAUUCGAGCUUAUUGGUUCUGGUGGAACUGAGACUACUGGUGUUCGUUGCUUGACCUUUAAUCCAGACGGAAAGAGUGUGCUUUGUGGAUUGCAUGAAAGUCUCAAGAUUUUCUCAUGGGAGCCAAUAAGAUGUCAUGAUGGAGUCGAUGUUGGAUGGUCAAAUUUAUCGGAUAUGAACGUUCAUGAGGGAAAGCUUCUUGGUUGCUCAUAUAAUCAAAAUUGUGUAGGCGUGUGGGUUGUAGACCUCUCGCGUACUGAGCCUAUGAGUGGAGGCGCCAGUCAGCCAAAUUUUCAUUCAGAGAGGAUAUCGGGUUCAGGCAGAGAUCAACCAGUUCUGAAUGAUAACAGCUCAAAGGUUAUUCUCAGAAAUGGUUCCCAGAAAGUGAAUUCUUCAUUGAAAGAAACAAAGUCUCAAGGAAGAUUAUCAGUUUCUCAAAACCCAGAUCCUUUGCCAAAGGAAACAAAGCCUACUGGAAGGUCAUCAGUAUCUCAAAGUUCAGAUCAUUUGAUAAGAGAACCAAAGCCUCUUGGAAGGCUGUCAGUUAGUAAUAACUCAGACGCAGUUAAAGAGUCAAUAACCUGGUCAUCCACAGGAAGUACAUCAGGCUCUCCUCGUAGGGUCACAUCAACCAGUUCUCCAAAAGUUGCUUCUGGUGUUUCUACGGUUGUCUCUACUGCUGCAGUCUCAAAGAGGAAUAAUUUUGCAAAAGAUAACGGAAAGGCAAAUCUUCCAGUAGUCAAUAAAGAGGAUUUUUCCCCAGUAAUUGUCCCCAGAACGGACCCAGUGAUUGAGCAGGCAGUUGAAUCCAGAGCAGAACUUGACAUUAUUGGAAGAACUAUGCCAUAUUCGUUGCAGUCAAAGGCGGCUGAUUCUAGAAGGCUAUCCAGCAUCAGAAAUGAGCCGGAUCUGCCAACUGAUUCGCUUCUUGAAAGGUCUCAGUCUCAGCCUAUAGAACCAAGCAAUUUACCAGAAGGAAGUACAUUUACUAGUGACGAAUGUGGCACAUGGGAUGCAACUGAGAGGAAAAAUAAAGACAAUAGAUACAGGGGUUUUGGAAGGUUUAAUUCAAGAUCUUUGCUGAGAUCACCUCCAAGAAAUCACGACGAAAACUCUGACUUGAAUAGCUUUAAUGCAAAUAGAGAUCAAAGUCCUAGUGAAAGUCGAAGAGGAGGAAGACUGCAUUCCCUAGCUCAAUAUAGAGAAAGAAGAGGAAGAAUUUUCAACUUGGAGGGUCAAGUUUCGAGUUCUUCUGGUGGAAAUAUGACUACACCAAACAUUCGCCCUUCUUAUAUGCUCAAUCAGAGAGGAAACCAUGUGCCAGUUGAUGAAGCAAUCACUUCUGAUAGUGAAGAAGAUAAAGCUGCAGAGCUAAUGGGGCAGCACGAUCAAUUUGUCAGCUCUAUGCAGUCUCGUUUGGCUAAAUUACAGGUUGUCCGAAGAUAUUGGGAAAGGAACGAUAUUAAAAACUCGAUAAGUUCAAUAGAGAAGAUGGCUGAUAAUGCUGUCGUUGCGGAUGUACUGGUUAUAAUCACUGAGAGAACUGAGACAUUGACACUGGAUACUUGUACCUCUCUUCUUCCCCUUUUGUCAGCUCUUCUAGGGAGUAACAUGGAUAGACAUUUGAGUGUCUGCCUAGACUUGCUGCUUAAACUGGUAAGAAUCUAUGGGUCACAAAUUUACUCGUCGCUGUCAGCUCCAUCAUCUGUUGUUGUAGAUAUUGAGGCUGAGCAAAGGAUGGAGCGGUAUAGUCGUUGCUUUGUUGAACUCGAGAAAAUCAAGGCGUGUCUUCCGUCUUUAGAAAGGUUAGGUUUUCUUCAUUUACUGGAACAAUAG
Messenger RNA from Eruca vesicaria subsp. sativa (arugula), 2755 nucleotides. The record is from the annotation of a GenBank genome assembly. Lineage: Eukaryota; Viridiplantae; Streptophyta; Magnoliopsida; Brassicales; Brassicaceae.